This is a messenger RNA of Amaranthus tricolor (Joseph's coat), 1832 nucleotides long. Its product is annotated as tyrosine--tRNA ligase 1, cytoplasmic-like. The transcript is spliced from 10 exons. Gene Ontology annotation, biological process: tRNA aminoacylation for protein translation. Bases 82 to 1233 code for a protein of 383 amino acids. The record is from RefSeq and is a predicted model, not a curated record. Lineage: Eukaryota; Viridiplantae; Streptophyta; Magnoliopsida; Caryophyllales; Amaranthaceae. Gene Ontology annotation, molecular function: ATP binding; tyrosine-tRNA ligase activity.
GCGCCUACAGAGACUUACAAGAGGAAGCACGUUGAUCCCUGUUCCCCUAAACCCCAGUUCCCAUUUCCUUACCUCUUGAUAAUGUCAACGACGGACGAACAAAUUCCAGAAAAGAACUUCCAAUCUCUAUCCAUGGAGGAUCAUCAAAACUUGAGCUCUACUCAAUCCUCCGACGGAUUGUCUUUGGAGAAAAGAUUUGAGAUUAUAAGGAGUAUUGGGGAGGAAUGCAUUCAAAAUAAUGAGUUGAUGGAACUCCUUAAAAAGAAACCUGAGCCUAUUUGUUACGAUGGCUUUGAACCUUCUGGUCGAAUGCAUAUUGCCCAGGGGGCUAUGAAGGCAGUCAAUGUAAACAAGCUGAUAUCUGCUGGUUGUCGGAUAAAGAUGUGGAUUGGGGAUUGGUUUGCUUUCCUAAAUAACAAAAUGGGCGGUGAUUUAAAGAAAAUUGAAGUUGUUGGUAAGUACUUCAUUGAAAUCUGGAAGGCGGUUGGAAUGAAUAUUGAUUCUGGAAAAGUUGAGUUUCUAUGGUCAUCCAAAGAAAUCAACGCACAUUCAGCUGAGUACUGGCCUCUUGUGAUGGAUAUAGCUCGAAAGAACAAGCUGCCAAGACUUCAACAGUGUUGUCAAAUUAUGGGUCGUGAAGAUCCUGAAGAUUUAUCGGGUGCCCAAAUCUUGUAUCCCUGUAUGCAAUGUGCUGAUAUUUUUUUCCUCAAGGCGGACAUUUGCCAACUUGGAAUGGACCAACGCAAGGUCAAUAUGCUUGCUCGGGAGUAUUGUGAUGAUAUUAAAAGAAAGCAUAAGCCUAUCAUUUUAUCGCAUCAUAUGCUUCCAGGCUUGCUCCAAGGGCAGGAAAAGAUGUCAAAGUCUGACACUUCAUCUGCUAUUUUCAUGGAAGAUGAGGAGGCUGAAGUUAAUUUGAAGAUUAAGAAAGCUUACUGCCCACCUAAGAUUGUUGAGGGCAAUCCAUGUCUGGAAUAUGUGAAAUGCAUAAUUUUGCCGUGGUUCAAUGAAUUUACUGUUGAACGCAAAGCCGAACAUGGAGGACCUAAGACCUACCACGAGUUUAAUGAUAUAGCAACUGAUUAUGAAGCAGAAGAUCUGCAUCCUGGGGACGUGAAACCUGCAUUGUCAAAGGCUCUAAACAAGAUUCUGCAGCCUGUCCGAGAUCAUUUUGCCAACAAUGCCGAUGCCAGAGACCUAUUAAAGCGAGUUAAGUCCUACAGGGUAACCAGGUGAAGCGAACCAAAAUGCAUCACUUCCCUUCACUGCUUAUAUAUCGAUCUUGGUUAUGUCCACUCACUCCCUUCGUAACAGCAUUGAAUUUAGAUGGCUGACCAUCUUCCAAAGCUUUACACUUUUGGAAUGUGAUAAUGGAGCAAAUCAUUGAUUUUGAUUCAAGUUUUGUUUAUUUUUGAUUUUCGACAUUAAUAUGUAAACAAGUUUUGUUGGAUUUAAUUUUAUCAAUUAGUAAAGUACGGGUUUUUGAGCUUGGAUUUCUUUUGUUUUUGAACGGGGCUGCCCAUGCUAUAGUGUUUUGUGGUAUUUUUUGAUUUUUUGCCAAAGGGGAAUCCAAUUUGUAAUGGUUGUCCUUGAGCUACAUGGGUGAAGCGUAUAUCAUGAAAUCGAUUGACUUUGGAGGGCAAAGGUCACGAAUGGGGUAACGAGCUCAUGGUUACAUUGUGGUUUGAGCUUCGAAUCUAUAACCUGGUAUAUAAUAUAUUACAUAUGAAGCUCAAUCUAACUUGCUUAUCUAUGAGUGUAAACAUUAAACUUUUGACUAGAAUGAUAUCGGGUUGUUCUUCUUGGACCGGGUCAUCGGGUUUGAAUAGAAUGAU